AUGAGCUCAUGGAUGAAUAUGCAAAGACCGGCGCCGCCGAGACAUGUCGCUGCACCUCCAUCAUACAUGGCGAACGCCCCUGCACCUUUAGAGCAUGACUUGGGUGAAACGAGUCUGCCAGGCACAACGGCACCAAAUACAAUGAUAGGAACGGGAUUUGGUGAACCAGCAUAUGCGUCAGUACCCGCUACGGAAACGGAACCUCAGCAGAUGUCUGAUGUACAGAGAUGGACGGUCUCUCCUCAAGGGACGUUGGUCUCCCCAGAUAACAACUACCAAUACAACUGGGAUAAACCUGCUGACGAAAAGGCGGAGCCAUCCGCACCGUGGUACCGACGUAGAAAAUGGAUUACGUGCUUCAUCAUCACGGCCGUCUUGAUCUUGCUAUUGAUCAUCCUACUACCAAUCGUGUUUUUGGUCAUCAUCCCGAAAGCAAUUCAGGGAACACUUGAUAGUGCUGUGUUGACAUUCACUUCCGCAAGUAUCACGCAGCCAACUGCAACUACCUUCCGUUUGGAUUCCGUGCUGGGUAUCACAAACGCUGGCACCACCGACGCUACAUUGACAUACAAUGGACCCAUAGUAGUUAGCUAUAACGGAUAUCAAAUCUUUAAUCUUACCGUAAAUCCCGUCAACAUUCGUGGUGGAGGUGCAAACAUUACAAUUGGACAGACUGUUACCAUUUACAACACUACGCAGCUCGCAGCAUUCAAUCGGGACUUGUUGAAUAUGAAUGUAGUGAAUCUUCAAUUUACCGACUCGUUGUCGAUAGCAGCGGCUGGUCAAAGCUUCAAUAAUCUAGCAUUGGACAAGACUGUCCCAGUCAAUGGUUUGGGAGGACUUCAGAACGUGACCUUGAAUAACUUUAAUAUCGGUGCACCCACAACAGUCAAUGGCAGUAUCCCAAUAACUUCGUCGCUGACCCUUUCCAACCCAUCAAACUUUAAUGUCCAAGUCGGCGAUAUAUUAUUCGCACUGGCGCUUUCAGACAACACCACCAUAGGAACCGUCACAACCAAGAACGUCAGUUUGCAACAAGGCAAUAACUCCCUUAGUGCCGUAGGACAGAUCAACGCCGGUGCAAACAAUGUUACACCAUUGGCAAACUUGCAAUCGCUCUUCCAGGCCUUUGUAAAUGGUCAAGGGUUGACGGGGGUAGCGACUGACGUAACUAGUGGAGCUCCUCAAUGGCUCAAGAGUGCAAUCGUUGGCUUGAAGCUCAACUUGAUGGCUCCAGGGGGCAGUGAUUCCUUGAUCCAGUCAGUGGAAUUUGGAGGUGGAGGUCUUGGAUUGAGUUUCAACGCCGCAGCACCAUAUGCUCCACAACUCACAGUUGGUGGGAUUGUAGCAGGGCUAUCUCCUGAUUUCAAGUUUAAUGUCAAUUUCACUGCUAUCGAGCAGAAUCUGACUCUGGCAUACCAAGGUGUCAACAUGGCCGUCAUUAACAGUACUAGAACACCUGCCAGUGGAUCUGGUACUGGCGGCCAGCUCACAACCAGCAUUGCAAGUGCACUUCAGGUCAUCUCUGGUCAAGAGAAGACCUUCCAGAAUUUCUUAUCGGCCGUAUUCAAUGGCGCUGCCUCAGAUAUGGUACCCGUGAAUAUUAAAGGGCUUGCAAAUGUUUAUGCGUCUACUCCGGCUGGUAUCGUAUCUGUUCCUGGAGUGCCUAUUACAACAACCUGGAGUAUGGGUGGCUUCGGAUCUCUUAAUGAUGUCACUGUAACAACACCUCCAACAAUCACCAGCGCAGAUGCUGCAACUGGUGUCCUUUUGAAUGUCCCAAUCCUACUCAACAAUCCUUCAACGGUAUCCUUCUCCGCCGGGGCAAUCAGCUUGAACUUGGUAUCCGGUGGUCAAGUCAUUGGCUCUCUAACGAUCCCAGGUUCAACUGUCAUCAAGCCUGGAGCGAAUAAUAUCGUAACGGUAGCCAAUUAUCACCCUUUGACGGAUGCCGCAAAAGCAGCUGGUGUGAACUUCCUCGGGUCCUUCAUAUCGAAUACUGCUUCAUCUGUUACGGCACAAGGAUUUGCUAACAGUACCAACGUUGCAAGUCUUGUGCCCGUUUUCUCUGGUGUAUCUUUCAGUUCGUCGCUACCUGCUCAGACCGGUGAAUUAUUGGCAAAUUCACAAGUAAACGUAGUCUCGAUAUUCCCUCCUGCCUUGUCAAUCACGUUGUACGCAAACAAUUAUUAUCCUAUCCCUGUAACAAUCACUCAUCUGGUCUCGGUUAUUACCCAAGGAUCGACCACGUUGGCCACAAUCGACUCGGCUAUGACUUGGACCAUUCCAGCAAAUGCUAGAAACGCUGCAAGCCCGGCAUUCCCAUUAAACGCUACAGCUGAUGGCGUUUUCGCUUUCAUCACCUCGGGUGGCACUGUAUCAGCUGUUGCUUCAAACAAGGUCACAAUGACCUUGAAUACAUAUCCAGCGGGAACAAUCCCCUUCACGCAGUCAGUUAGCUCAAGUUUUACCUUGAGAUAA
Molecule: messenger RNA, 2481 nt
Organism: Synchytrium microbalum
Lineage: Eukaryota; Fungi; Chytridiomycota; Chytridiomycetes; Synchytriales; Synchytriaceae
Exons: 8
Coding region: 1-2481 (826 amino acids)
Cellular component (GO): fungal-type vacuole membrane
Source: RefSeq, a predicted model, not a curated record